Cheilinus undulatus (humphead wrasse) is the source of this 5591-nucleotide messenger RNA. RefSeq names its product ATPase plasma membrane Ca2+ transporting 3b (gene atp2b3b). Gene Ontology annotation, molecular function: ATP binding; ATP hydrolysis activity; P-type calcium transporter activity. Gene Ontology annotation, cellular component: membrane; intracellular membrane-bounded organelle. Bases 747 to 4673 code for a protein of 1308 amino acids. NCBI's taxonomy places the organism in Eukaryota, Metazoa, Chordata, Actinopteri, Labriformes, Labridae. The record is from RefSeq and is a predicted model, not a curated record. Gene Ontology annotation, biological process: calcium ion transmembrane transport; regulation of cytosolic calcium ion concentration. The transcript is spliced from 26 exons.
UCGUCAGGUGACCGUGCGGAGCGGAAUAUUCACCGUCAGUCGUCGUCUCUCCUCCUCCGCUCCUCCUCUGGACUCCGGGACCCGGAGCCUCCGCAGCCUGCCCCCCCUCCGUGUCCUCUCUCGGUCUGGGACGGUCUCCUCUCCGCUGCCCGCAGAUUACCGGGGAUUCUAACGGGGAUUCUGCCGCCCCGCCUGCGCGCUCGUGCUGAUGUCCUUGAGCUCGGCCUGCACGGUGAGUCGGUCCCGGUGCUGCAUCAGUAGCUACCUCUGAGCUGGAUCCACUUCCUGUCUCUGCUUUAUCAGCCGCCUUCACCCGCUCGCCCCUCUCUCCACCCGUCCACCGUCCCUCCAUCUCUCCAUCUGUGCGUCCGUCCGCCUGUCUGUCCAUGGACUGGCCUUGACCCUGGAGGGAGGGGGACAGAAACGAGGAAAGAGCGGAGUCGCAACGGAGACGAAGGAGGAGAAAGCUGGAUUCAUUCAGACAUCUGGCAUCUGAAGAGCCGCUGCUCGCCGUCCUUCAUCCCCCUCGUCCUCCUCCUCCUCCUCCUGUGAUGGAGAGUUAGAGGAGCAGAGGGAGGCCUGGCCCUGAACCCAAGGAGGAGCACAGAACCCUCCCUUCAGCAUUUUUGCACAUUUUAAAUCAGAAGGUCCAGAGAGUUUCUGAGCACAUGAUCAGCAGGAGGCACUGAGAUCCGGACAGACUACGGCGAGAAAGGAGGACCAAAACAGACUCAAACCUUCCUGACAUGUCAACCACAGCCACCAUGGGAGAAAUGGCAAACAGCGCAGUGGAAUUUUAUCCCAAAGGAACUCGGGGUGGGGGCGGAGGAGGAGGGAGGGCAGAUGGCAGCCACGUGGGGGGAGACUUCGUGGUGACGGUGCAGGAGCUCCGGGAGCUGAUGGAGCUCCGGGGGAACGAUGCCCUGCAGAAGAUCCAGGACAGCUACGGAGACACAGAGGGGCUCUGUCAGAGACUACAGUCCAGCGUCACGGACGGUCUCAGCGGGGACCCUGCAGAUCUGGAUCGUCGAUGCCAAACAUACGGUCAGAACUUCAUCCCUCCAAAGAAGCCCAAGACGUUCCUGGAGCUGGUGUGGGAGGCGCUACAGGAUGUCACGCUCAUCAUCCUGGAGGCCGCCGCCAUCAUCUCCCUCGGCCUCUCGUUCUACCAGCCUCCUGGGAAGGAUACUGAAUCGUGCGGGGCCUCGGCGGGGUCUGUAGAAGACGAGAGCGAGGGCGACACGGGCUGGAUCGAGGGCGCGGCCAUCCUGCUGUCGGUGGUGUGCGUCGUCCUGGUGACGGCGUUCAAUGACUGGUCCAAAGAGAAGCAGUUUCGGGGUCUGCAGAGUCGGAUCGAGCAGGAGCAGAAGUUCACGGUGGUGAGGAAAGGAAACGUCAUCCAGAUCCCCGUGGCGGACAUGGUGGUUGGAGACUUGGCGCAGGUCAAAUACGGUGACCUGCUGCCGGCUGACGGGAUCUUAAUCCAGGGAAACGACCUGAAGAUAGACGAGAGCUCGCUCACCGGAGAGUCCGACCACGUACGCAAGUCUGUGGAUAAAGACCCCAUGCUGCUCUCAGGUACCCACGUGAUGGAGGGCUCGGGUCGGAUGCUGGUGACGGCGGUGGGAGUGAACUCUCAGACUGGAAUCAUCUUCACGCUGCUCGGAGCCGGAGAGGUGGAGGAAGAAGGGAAGGAGAAGAAAGAGGACAGUACUCUGCCCACCUCCACUGAAGCCAGUUUCAGCACAGUGACCAAUGGUAAACAGCCUGACGGCGCCGUGGAGAACAAUCAGAACAAAGCCAAGAAGCAGGACGGGGGCGUCGCCAUGGAGAUGCAGCCUCUGAAGAGCGCAGAGGGUGGCGAGGUGGAGGACCGAGAGAAGAAGAAGACUAACGUCCCAAAGAAAGAGAAGAGCGUGCUUCAGGGCAAACUCACCAAGCUCGCCGUUCAGAUCGGCAAAGCAGGUUUGGUGAUGUCGGCCAUCACCGUCAUCAUCCUGGUGCUCUACUUUGUCAUCAACACGUUCGUCGUUGAAGGUCGCACGUGGUUAACGGAGUGCACCCCGGUCUACAUUCAGUACUUUGUAAAGUUCUUCAUCAUCGGUGUCACUGUGCUGGUCGUGGCUGUCCCAGAAGGGUUACCACUGGCUGUCACCAUCUCCCUCGCUUACUCUGUCAAGAAAAUGAUGAAGGACAACAACCUGGUGCGACACCUGGACGCCUGUGAGACGAUGGGAAACGCCACGGCCAUCUGCUCCGACAAGACGGGGACCCUCACCACCAACCGCAUGACGGUGGUGCAGACGUAUGUGGGUGACGUUCACCAUCGAGUGAUCCCAGACCCUGGACAGAUCAACCCCCGGACUCUGGAUCUGUUAGUCAACGCCAUCGCUAUCAACAGCGCCUACACCUCCAAGAUCUUACCGCCUGAUGUGGAGGGGGGUUUGGCCAAGCAGGUGGGCAACAAGACGGAGUGUGGCCUGCUGGGAUUUGUUCUAGACCUUCAGCAGGACUACGCCCCGGUCCGAGAGCAGAUUCCUGAGGAGAGGCUGUACAAGGUGUACACCUUUAACUCGGUGCGUAAGUCCAUGAGCACGGUGAUCAAACUGCCCGACGGAUCGUUCCGCCUCUACAGUAAAGGAGCCUCAGAGAUCAUGCUGAAGAAGUGUUCCUACAUCCUCGACGCCAACGGGGAGCCGCGCAGCUUCCGCCCUCGGGACAGAGACGAGAUGGUCAAACAGGUGAUCGAGCCGAUGGCAUGUGAGGGCUUGAGGACGAUCUGCAUCGCAUUCCGGGACCUGCCGUCCAAUCCGGAGCCAGACUGGGAAAACGAGGCGGAGAUAGUGACGGAGCUGACGUGCAUCACUGUGGUGGGGAUCGAGGACCCCGUACGGCCUGAGGUUCCUGACGCCAUCCGGAAGUGUCAGCGUGCAGGCAUCACGGUGCGGAUGGUGACCGGUGAUAACAUCAACACAGCCAGGGCCAUCGCCGCCAAAUGUGGCAUCAUCCACCCAGGAGAUGACUUCAUCUGUCUGGAGGGCAAGGACUUCAACCGACGAAUCAGGAACGAGAAAGGAGAGAUUGAGCAGGAACGAAUUGAUAAAAUCUGGCCCAAACUGCGCGUCUUGGCUCGAUCCUCGCCAACGGACAAACACACGUUGGUUAAAGGAAUCAUCGACAGCAGCAUCAUUGAACAGAGGCAGGUUGUCGCGGUAACGGGAGAUGGAACCAAUGACGGCCCAGCUCUAAAGAAGGCUGAUGUGGGCUUCGCCAUGGGUAUCGCUGGGACGGACGUGGCGAAGGAGGCGUCUGACAUCAUCCUGACCGACGAUAACUUCAGCAGCAUCGUGAAGGCCGUGAUGUGGGGACGAAACGUCUACGACAGCAUCUCCAAGUUCCUGCAGUUUCAGCUCACCGUCAACGUGGUGGCGGUGAUUGUGGCCUUCACCGGGGCCUGCAUCACCCAGGACUCUCCUCUGAAGGCGGUGCAGAUGUUGUGGGUGAAUCUCAUCAUGGACACGUUCGCCUCCCUCGCCCUCGCCACCGAGCCCCCCACAGAGGCCCUGUUACUACGGAAACCGUAUGGACGCAAUAACCCUCUGAUCUCUCUGACCAUGAUGAAGAACAUCCUGGGGCACGGAGUCUACCAGCUCGUCAUCAUCUUCACUCUGCUCUUCAUAGGCGAGCGCAUGUUCAACAUCGACAGCGGUCGUAACGCCCCCCUCCACUCCCCGCCGUCGGAACACUACACCAUCAUCUUCAACACCUUCGUCCUUAUGCAGCUUUUUAACGAGAUCAACGCUCGCAAGAUCCACGGAGAGAGGAACGUCUUCGAUGGAAUAUUCGCCAACCCCAUCUUCUGCUCCAUCGUUCUGGGGACGUUCGCCGUGCAGAUUGUGAUCGUGCAGUGGGGAGGGAAACCCUUCAGCUGCGCCCCUCUCAACGUGGAGCAGUGGCUCUGGUGUCUGUUCGUGGGAGUCGGAGAGCUUCUCUGGGGACAGGUGAUCGCCACAGUGCCGGCAGAGCGGCUGCCAUGUCUCAAGGAGGCGGGGCUUGGCCUGGAGCCUGGCGAGGAGGAAGGAGAGGAGCUUGCCGAGGAUGAGGAGGAGAUCGACUGUGCAGAGAGGGAGCUGCGCCGAGGACAGAUCCUCUGGUUCAGAGGGCUGAACCGCAUCCAGACGCAGAUGCGGGUGGUGAAAGCAUUCCGUAGUUCGCUGUACGAGGGCCGGGAGAAACCGGAAUCCCGCAACUCCAUCCACAACUUCAUGGCCCACCCGGAGUUCCUCAUCAACGACCUCAUCCACAACAUCCCGCUGAUCGACGACACCGACGUGGACGACGAAUCAGAGCUCAGCAGAUACCAGCACCUGCACCCGGCCCUCCGCAAGCCACCACCCCCUCCCACCCAGCCCCAGCCCCCUACCCGCAACCGCCCCACCCGCCCCUACCGCCAGUACAGCCUCCCGGUGACCCCCUGCAACCGAAACAACAACAACAACAGCAGCAGCAGCAGCAGCAGCUCAUCAGUCUCCCACGGCAACAAAAAGAGCACCCGGAGCCCCCGCCACCACCCGCGCCACCAUCACCACCACAACCACCAUGGCAGGGACAGGCCGCUGAAACCCCCCGCCCCACACCUGGCCCACCUUUACUGCGUGGAGACCUCCUUAUAACUGAACGUGGUGAGGAGGGGGGAGGAAAGGGGGAAGCGGAGGAGAGGGCUGAGGACUCGCACAUGACAUUUUCAUCCACCCUCUCGCCGAGCAGGAGGAGCGGAGGACGAGGGCGGAGCAGGAGGGAGUGGACAAUGUCUGCCUGCAGCUCCCUGAGGACACUGAGACCCCCCCUCCCUUUGCCCCCCCUACAGCCCUCUGACACCCCCGCCGAUCUCUAGCCCCGCCCGCCCCACCCCGCACUCAUCGCACUCACACAGGUCUGCUCUCGCUGCGUUGCCCCGAGCGACGGCAGGUAGGGGAGGGAGGGGGGACAGAAAACCAAAAAACCGACACCACCUCCUCCGGAGGAUUACUGCGUCUCUGUUGGUGUUCAUCAUCAGUGUAGUCGUUAUCACCACACGUGCACGCGCAUGUGCAUGAACCUGUGGCUACAUCGCCCACCCCGUCAUGAGGGAAGCCUCCCCCUGCAGCCAAUCAAACGCAUUAAAAAAGCUUUAACUUUAGCCGACUAAACAUCCCGUCAUUUAAUCUUAAAAAUCGUAUUAUCUUUAGCUACCAAAGCUGCUUCAGAUACCUUAGCUACGUAGGUAACAUAGCUAAAUCUAAAGCUGGCAAAUCUACAUUAGCUACAUAGUUAAUGAAGCUACAUGGCUACAUAAAAGCUAAUGAAGCUACUUUAGCUAUGUAAGCUAUAUUGAGCUGAAAAGGCUACACUAGCUAUGUAGGUAAGAGGUUAUAUAGCCAAGGCUAACUGAGCUACUUCAGCUACAUAGACAAUUUAGCUAUGUAGCUUAAUCUAAAGAUAAUGAAGCUUCUUUAGCUGUUUAAGCUAUGAAGUUAAUAUAGCUAUGUGGUUUAAUCUAAAGCUAUCAAAGCUAUGUUAGCUAUGUCGAUAUCGUUGCUAUGUUGCUAGUU